Messenger RNA from Scylla paramamosain (green mud crab), 2297 nucleotides. Its product is annotated as protein anon-73B1-like. Gene Ontology annotation, cellular component: membrane. The coding region runs from base 1 to 309 and encodes 102 amino acids. The record is from RefSeq and is a predicted model, not a curated record. The transcript is spliced from 3 exons. NCBI's taxonomy places the organism in Eukaryota, Metazoa, Arthropoda, Malacostraca, Decapoda, Portunidae.
AUGGCGAUUGAUCCUUCGCUGGCCGAGACUGAUAUUUUCGAUGAAGUAUUGAAAUACGGCCUGUUUCUAGGGGCCAUAUUCCAGCUGGUGUGCAUUGGGGCUGUCAUGUUCGUGCCCAGCAGAGACGAUCGCAGGGUGAGUCAGUUGACAAACGGUAGGGAGAGCAGGUCCACCGCGGCCAUUUCUAAAAUGGAUGGUGACUCAAGUGACGAUGAUGGAUCAGAGCAUGGGUCACCCCAUACAUCACCACCUCAUCGUGGCCACAAUCAGCACCAUCGCCGCAAGCAGGACAAGAAGAAAAGACGAUGAGGGAGGGGAGAAGUGUUGACAGUCAAGGUAGUUACACAGACUGUCCACAUGGAAAUUGGUGGUGUAGAGCAGUAGCAGAUCCACAUCAGUUGCUCUGGCCUUCGGGAAAAAAUGGUGAGUGCUUGAUGUCACUAAGUGCUCUCAUGGAAACAAAUGAUAAAAGAAAAAAUAUGUGCCAUGAAGACAUAUUUGAUAAAGAUUGUUUAUAAUUUGAUUUUUAUAUAAGCAAUAUGAUUAAAGAUGUAGCUAUCAAUGACUUAUAGUGCAAUAUUACAUUCAUAGCAUUGUGGAGGAUUCUCAUCCUUCUUAACAUGGGAUUUUGCAAAAUUUAUUGGGCACAGUUACAGGAAUUGGCAUUGGCAUUGGUAUGUAAUGCAUUUAUUUAUUUAUUUACUUUUUUUAUUUAUUUUUUUUUUAUUUUUUUUUUUAGUGACAACAUGUACUAAAUAAGGUUGUGAAUCCAGGAGUUUUGGAUGUGAUGAUAAUUGUUAAGAUUUUUUUUUUUUUCUCAAAGCACUUUGAGUUGGUAUCUAUAAAUGCUUGGUAAUGGUCUUGGCUGACAAGUAGGAACAUAUAUAGUUGUUAUAUGCAGUGAUGCUUUUCUUUUUCUCCCUUGCUAAUGUUAUGUUUCAUACAAAUGUUGGAAGAUAUGAAGGACCUGAAAUGUUUGUUUAUUUAUUGUUUUUAUGCAAACAUGAAGAAAAAGAUGUUGCAUAAUAGGAAUUUGUUACAUUUGAUAUAUAUGCAUAGUAUAUUAAUUCCAGUGCAUUACCCAGUGAAUUUAAAGAGUGUGUGUGUGUGUGUGUGUGUGUACUUCAGAAGCAGUCUCUGCUAUGCCAUGAAAAGAAAAGCUGUGAGAUUAAAGUAUCUAUAUCUACAUACCUGUCUGUGUACUGUAUGGGUGUGUGUUGAUUUUUAUAUGAAUUCAUGAUGAAAUUGUUCAUUUGUACAGGAUUUUGAUUGAAUCGUAGUAACACUGUGAAAGCAUAGGAAAUUAAUCUAUGAUUAUUUGGCAUAUUGUCAUUUUGUGAUGCUUUAGACAUGACACUGUUAAUUGUAGCAUAAUGCAUUUGUGUGUGUGUGUGUGUGUGUGUGUGUGUGUGUGUGUGUGUGUGUGUGUGUGUUAUUUUUUUCCUUUACAAAUAAAUCACCUUAGUUGACAGCUAUGGAAGGCUUAACUUUGAAAAAAAAACUGAAGAUGAUCAGGAAAAGGAGAUUGGAACAGUAUGCCAGAGAGUUAAUGAGGGGAGAAGUAUAAUUUGCCAUGAACAAAUAAGUAGAAUAUUGUUGUUGAGAUAUACAAGACUUGACAUGGUUUAUAUACAUUACUUGCACAACUAGCAGAUAAACUAAUAUAGAAAACCUUAUUCACAACUCUUACUCAUAAGCCUGGGAAGACAUAAACAAAACACCAUUUAAUAUCUUGUCACACUCUCCACAACAGAGUUUUCAAGAAGGUACUUAGAGACACUUCAUGUUCUCUCAGAUCUCUGAAUUGGUACUGGUAAAAAUGUUUGCUCAGGCAGUUUCAAACAUUAUGAUAGUAAUUUUUAAUAUUUUGACAUUUUAAAAAUAUUCAAAAUUUAAGACUGAAAAAUGUAUCUUAAUUAACUGAAUGCUCAGUUUUUUUCUCAUCCAGUAGUCUAAAUUGAAUAAGUAAUACUAUGCAGCAUUUGAGCUCUUUACAUUAAAGCAAGUUGGAAAAGACUUGUGUCUUCCUUUCUAUUGUAAGGUAAAUGUUUGUGAAAAGGGUAAUUUAUUCUACUGUGGUUGUAUGUCGCAUUAAAUUAUAUUUUUUGGUGGUUCAGUUCUGUAUACUUUCAAACUGGACAGGUUACAGUGUGGCCAUUAUAAAUAUGCUACAUACAUAUGAAGGGUGUUUUCAGCAUUUUGUGUUUGGUUACUAUUUUUGAUGAAUAUUGUUUUGUGUUUUAGUACUUUCUAUGCUUCCUGUGUAUUUUUUAAUAAAUGCUACAUGCAGACUUAAA